AGACGCCACCAUCGAAAAGUGUUUUGCCGGAACGAUUUCCAAGAUUUCUUGAUUAAUUUUCAUCUGCGAACAUCUCGAAAAAUGGCAGAAGAGGAACAGAUGCCCAUCAUUCCCGUGAAGGAACCGCUGGACCUCAUCCGCCUAAGUUUGGACGAGAAAAUCUACGUUAAAAUGCGCAACGAGCGUGAGCUACGUGGACGGCUUCAUGCCUUCGAUCAACAUCUUAAUAUGGUACUGGGCGAUGCAGAAGAAACGGUCACGACGGUCGAAAUCGACGAGGAAACCUACGAAGAAGUGUACAAAACGACAAAACGCACCAUUCCGAUGCUGUUCGUACGUGGCGAUGGCGUGAUACUCGUGUCCCCUCCGAUGCGAGUAGGUAGUUAAGCGACCGAGGGCAUGUAAAUGAUAGCAAAGAUUGCGAAUACACGAGUGUACGUGGUGUGAGAGAGAGGAAAAGAUAUCCAA
Anopheles aquasalis is the source of this 468-nucleotide messenger RNA. RefSeq names its product U6 snRNA-associated Sm-like protein LSm3 (gene LSm3). Gene Ontology annotation, biological process: mRNA splicing, via spliceosome. Lineage: Eukaryota; Metazoa; Arthropoda; Insecta; Diptera; Culicidae. Gene Ontology annotation, molecular function: RNA binding. The record is from RefSeq and is a predicted model, not a curated record.